AAGGUGCAGCAUUUGAAGGUGGAAAAGGACCUAGUAAUUGGGAUAACUUCACUCAUAAAUAUCCAGAGAAAAUUAGAGAUAGAAGUAAUGGAGAUGUAGCCGAUGAUUCCUAUCAUCGCUACAAGGAAGAUAUUGGACUCAUGAAGGAUUUGAAUAUGGAUGCUUAUAGAUUCUCCAUUUCUUGGUCUAGAGUUCUACCAAAAGGAAAGCUUAGUGGAGGUUUAAAUCCUGAAGGAAUAAAAUACUACAACAACCUCAUCGACGAGCUAUUAGCUAAUGGUUUGCAACCAUAUGUGACACUUUUCCAUUGGGACGUUCCCCAAGCUUUAGAGGAUGAGUAUGGCGGUUUAUUAGGUCGUCAAAAUAUAAUUUAUGAUUUUAGGGAUUAUGCUGAACUUUGCUACAAGGAAUUUGGUGAUAGGGUUAAACAUUGGAUUACUUUGAAUGAACCAUAUAGUGUGAGCACGAAUGCUUAUGUAUAUGGAAAGUUUGCACCGGGUCGAUGUUCAGAUUGGUUGAAACUGAAUUGCACAGGAGGUGAUUCAGGGACAGAACCUUAUUUAGCUGCACACAACCUACUUCUUGCCCAUUCUGCUGCAGCAAAUUUGUACAAGACCAAAUAUAAGUCAUCUCAACAUGGUAUAGUAGGGAUUACCUUAAUCUCACACUGGCCUGUGCCGGCUACUACAGCGAAAGCAGAUGUUGAUGCUGCACAACGAUUCCUCGACUUCAUUUUUGGAUGGUUUAUGGAUCCACUCACACGAGGCGAAUAUCCAAGAAGCAUGCGAAAUUUGGUUGAAAAGAGGCUGCCAAAGUUCUCAAGAGAAGAAUCAAGAGAACUUAAGGGGUCUUUUGAUUUUUUAGGACUAAACUAUUACACAUCCUACUAUGUUGCUGAUGCACCUCACCUGCGCAAUGCGCGACCAGCCAAACAAACUGAUUCUCUUAUUAAUGUUACAUUUGAAUAUAAUGGCAAGCCCCUUGGUCCAAUGUCUGCUUCGAGUUGGUUAUGUAUUUAUCCACGCGGAUUUAGACAGUUGUUGCUUUACGUCAAGAAUAAGUACAACAAUCCCUUAAUUUAUAUUACUGAAAAUGGUCGUGACGAGUUCAACGAUCCAACAUUAUCACUUGAAGAAUCUCUUUUAGAUACUGACAGAAUUGAUUACUAUUUUCGUCAUCUUUACUAUCUUGCAACUGCAAUCAAGGAUGGUGUGAAUGUAAAGGGAUUUUUUGCAUGGUCAUUGUUGGAUAACUUUGAAUGGGAAUCAGGCUUGAGCUUGAGAUUUGGACUCGUCUUCGUGGAUUUUAAAAACGGCCAGAAAAGACAUCCAAAACUUUCCGCGGAUUGGUUCAAAAAUUUCCUCAUAAAAUCUUAGACAUAUAUAUUUUACAU
Molecule: messenger RNA, 1393 nt
Organism: Vicia villosa (hairy vetch)
Lineage: Eukaryota; Viridiplantae; Streptophyta; Magnoliopsida; Fabales; Fabaceae
Product: cyanogenic beta-glucosidase-like
Exons: 12
Coding region: 141-1376 (411 amino acids)
Biological process (GO): carbohydrate metabolic process
Molecular function (GO): beta-glucosidase activity
Source: RefSeq, a predicted model, not a curated record